AUGUUAUUGUUGAUAAUAUUAUCGGUUGUAUUCAUAACUGAAAAAACAAAUGGUUAUGUUUCAAAUAUGAAUUAUAUACCAAUGGGUACAAAUCCUACUUUAUAUCAACCAGGUUAUGAUCCAGUUAUGCAACUUGAUGCUGCUACUUUUCAUGAUACUGUAUUCAUGCAAAAUCAUGCGUUUGUGGUUGAAUUCUACGCUGAUUGGUGUGGACAUUGUCGUGCCUUUGCUCCGUUUUAUUUGGAGUUUGCAUCUUCCAUACGUUCAUGGAAAGACGUUGUAACGGUGGCUGCAAUUAACUGCGCUGAUGUUGUCAACCAGAAGAUUUGUAGCGAUGAGGGAAUCAUCGGUUAUCCAAUGAUUUUGUAUUAUCCUCGAUAUGCCCGAAGCCGUAUCGAUGCAAUUAAGCUGGAGCCAAAACAUUCUUUAUCGCACAUUAAAAGUCAACUCUUGCAAGCUAUACGAAAUGAAUAUAAUCAGUUUCAUUAUGCAGAUUGGCCAGAUUUCACCUUUUUGACACCUGACAGUGCAAUGGCGCUGAGAAAUUUUUGGAAUCAAAUGAGUGAUUCUCAUCAAUUUCUUGUUUUGCUUUUCGAGCAGUUUGAUAGUGUUGGCGUAGAAUUCUUAAUGGAUAUGUUUCCACUCCAAAGGACGGUACUUACUAGAAGAAUUAUUGUUUCUUCACCCGUUAUUCGAUCAUUCACUAUCUCACAUUUACCAUAUAUUCUGGUUUUUAAGCGUAAUCAGGACAAUCCUAUUUAUCAAAGUCCAUAUGGUUCGCAUUCGUUGCAAGAAGUAAUGAGGAUAACAUAUGCGACACAAAUUCCGCCUACAUUUCUUACCGCUCCGGCACCAUCAUUACCUAUUAGGCAUCAAGUUAUCGUACAAUGCGAUGUAGAUUACAAUAGAUGUCGUGAAUUGUACUACGUAUCAGAGGUGGAUAUGUUGAAAGCGAUGCGUAUGGCCAUAUUUGAUGAAGUAAUUAAAACAGAUAACAACAUUACUGGUGCGAACUUCACAGCAUUGCUGGACUUUAUCAGUGUUCUUGCUGAACAUUUUCCUAAUGCAACAUCAUUGCAAACAACAGAACGGAAAUCAUUCGCGCCAUUAAGUCAAAGUACACGAGCCAAAUCAGUCUUCUUGCAUCUUCGACAUUUUCUCGAAGCAAAUCGAGGAAAGGGUACAAUUUUAACAACUGUAUGGCGAAAUCAAUUCCUAAAUAUUGAAAGACUAUAUGGAUAUCCAUUCCCAACGAAUGCUUCAUGGGAACAUUGCAAAGGAACAACGCUCGGAUAUCGUGGUUAUACAUGUGGCUUAUGGACAACAUUUCAUGCAAUCACCGUUAAUGCACUUAUGCAAAGAUUGCAAUCACCCAUUAGCCUGUUGUUCACUAUCCGCGGUUGGAUAGUCAAUUUCUUUGGCUGCCUUGAUUGUCGACAACAUUUUUUACACAUGACAACCACUGUCUAUCCGUUGACUAUACGCCGGGUGCAAAAUACCUACGACAUGGUAUUCUACCUGUGGCGUGCUCACAACAUUGUUAAUGACCGAUUGCACGGAGAUAAAACAACGGAAGACCCACAAUUUGAGAAGCGACAAUUCCCACCAAUGUUCCUUUGCUCCGCAUGCCAUUCAAAUGGAAAGUUCAGCAGGAAAAAUGUCCGAAACUUCUUGAUCAACUUCUACACAGCAAUCAGGCCAUACAAUGAAACAAAUCUUGUGUUGAAUAGUCCAAAGCCAUCCUAG
Cercopithifilaria johnstoni is the source of this 1746-nucleotide messenger RNA. NCBI's taxonomy places the organism in Eukaryota, Metazoa, Nematoda, Chromadorea, Rhabditida, Onchocercidae. The record is from the annotation of a GenBank genome assembly.